Hylaeus anthracinus is the source of this 5705-nucleotide messenger RNA. It is a transcript of the gene ACOX1, whose product is annotated as probable peroxisomal acyl-coenzyme A oxidase 1. The transcript is spliced from 11 exons. The record is from RefSeq and is a predicted model, not a curated record. Gene Ontology annotation, biological process: fatty acid beta-oxidation using acyl-CoA oxidase; lipid homeostasis. Gene Ontology annotation, molecular function: fatty acid binding; acyl-CoA oxidase activity; FAD binding. Gene Ontology annotation, cellular component: peroxisome. Lineage: Eukaryota; Metazoa; Arthropoda; Insecta; Hymenoptera; Colletidae. Bases 495 to 2333 code for a protein of 612 amino acids.
ACGAGAACGCCUAUCUAUCUACGCGUCUGUGGUCUCAGGUUAAGUGUUACAACGUGUACCUACGCAUCGGUAACGUUGGAAGUGACAGGAGGAAAUAGUGAAUGGAUAUUAUAGGCACGAAAGCUGGGCAACGGUUCCCAUUGCUCGGUAGGUUUGUCUGAGCUGCUCAUCUGUACUGAUAGUGCAGUAUUGACUACAAAAAGUGACACACAACGACAGUGUCAUAAACUCUCGUAUUUGAGUUAACGUUCAGUACGGCAGAUGCGUAGCUUAGCGUGACACUUUUCCCUGUGGACAGCGUGUAAAUAAUUCGUCAACGAUGCAGCAAAAAAAAAGUGACCCUAAACAAGGACCUGCUACGCGAAAGGGAGAGGUGCACGUUCGAUCCUGAGGAAUUAACUUAUAUAUUGGAUGGCAGCCCACAGAGGACCCAUGAACGUCGCGAACGAGAACAAUAUUUCCUAAGUGAUCCAGAACUGCAGGAUAAAGUACCAAUGAGAUACAAGAGCCAUAAAGAGAUUUAUGAGGAUGCAGUUAGAAAAGCUUGCAAGGUUCUGGAAAAGAUGCGGGAGUUGCAAAAGACAGCAAAUGCUGGAAUGGAUUUGUUCUCACAUAUUUUAGGAGGAAUGUUUGGGUCUGCGAUAUUGAAAGAUGGAAACCCGACAGUAGUUCAUUAUGCCAUGUUUCUCCCUUCUGUCAUAGGGCAGGGAACCACGCAGCAGCAAGAAUAUUGGGUAACCAGAGCUUGGAAUGCCAAUCUUGUUGGAACUUAUGCUCAGACUGAACUUGGUCACGGGACAUUUAUCAGAGGUUUAGAAACGACAGCAACUUACGAUCCUAAUACAAAAGAAUUUAUAUUAAAUAGUCCAACUUUAACGUCUUAUAAAUGGUGGCCUGGUGGCUUGGGUCAUACUGCAAAUUAUGCAGUAAUAGUUGCACAAUUGUACACGCAAGGGGAAUGCAAAGGUAUUCAUCCAUUCAUCGUGCAAUUAAGAGACGAAGAUACGCACGAACCAUUGCCAGGCAUUAAAAUUGGCGAGAUUGGUACGAAGUUGGGAAUGAACGGAACUAACAACGGCUUUCUCGGGUUCGAGAAUGUCAGAAUACCUCGUGAAAACAUGCUGAUGAGAAACUCUCAGGUAUUAGAAGAUGGUACAUACGUAAAAGCGUUAAGCGAUAAAUUAAAUUACGGUACAAUGAUGUUCGUUCGAGUAGUACUGGUUUUCGACAUUGCGAGUUACUUAGCGAAAGCAGUCACGAUUGCAACUAGAUACAGCGCAAUUAGACGUCAAUGUCAAAUAAAUCCAGAUGAGCCUGAAGUACAAAUUAUUAAUUACGUAACGCAACAAUACAAAAUAUUUCCCCAUAUAGCUGCGUGCAUAGCGUUUCGACUGGCCGCGAGUUGGAUUUGGAACAUGUAUAAUACAGUAGUUGCCGAGUUGGAUCACGGUGAUUUAGACAAAUUACCCGAGUUGCAUGCUCUGUCGUGUUGCCUUAAAGCUGUUGCAUCUUCAGAUGCAGCCACUGGAGUGGAGCAAGUGCGAUUGGCUUGCGGUGGACAUGGAUACAUGGAUUCCAGCAAUCUUCCAGCGACUUACGGUUUAGUCACUGCUGUCUGUACUUAUGAAGGAGAGAAUACUGUUCUACUGUUACAGACGGCUAGAUAUUUAGUGAAAUCCUGGAAACAGGCCCGCGAAGGUCACAAUUUACCAGAGACGAUACAGUACCUUGCGGUCUUUUCUAAAGGAAUCAAAAAACAAUCUUGGAAGAUUAAUUUGGAUCGCAUUAUCAAGGCUCACCAAGAAGUCGCUGCAGGAAAAAUUGGUUUGGCGACGGAGAAUAUGGAUCGCAGAAUACGCAACGGAGUGUCCCCGGAGGACGCUUGGAACCAAACUAGCAUAGAAUUAUCACGUGGCGCAGAGGCUCAUUGUCGAGCGUUUAUAGUAAUGAGAUUCGCUGAAUCCGUUAAAAACUUUGUCUCAGUGUCCAAAGAGCUACGCAUUGUUUUGCAAUAUCUCUGUGAGUUGUACGCUGUCUACUGGGUACUGCAACGCCUCGGUGACUUCCUUCAAUUUUCUUCCUUGACAAACGAAGAUGUCCCCUCAGUUCAGGCACGACUAGAAGAAUUAUUGGCAUUGAUCCGUCCAAAUGCCGUAGGUAUCGUCGAUGGAUUCGACAUCCGCGACGAGAUCCUUAACUCUGCGUUAGGAGCAUACGACGGUAACGUUUAUGAACGGUUGUUCGCUGAGGCUAUGAAAAGUCCACUGAAUCAGGAGAGCGUGAACGAGUCUUUUCAUAAAUAUUUGAAACCGUUCCUUAAGAGCAAUUUGUAGUGCAAUUUACCUUUGUGGAUCUCCUUCUGAAUUUCGCUCUAUCUACUCGUAAAGGUUUCAACGAAAUACAGCCACCUGAUCAAAUUACUGCCCUACAUACCUAGCUAUUAAUACUUUGACAAUUCUUCCAUAUGGUCAUUUUUAAAUAAUACUUUUCAAAGUACUUGUAAACUCGUGUCACAUGUUGGUACUAAGUCAGUAAGAAUGAUUGAAAUGUUUAUAUUAAAAUCUGUGUUCAAUAUAGUCGAAGCAAGCCAUUUUUUAUCUUUUGGAACAAGAAAAUUAUGUUGCCUUACAGUGAAGUUAACGUUAAUAAUUAGUACAGGAACUAACUUAGGUGGCUCGUUACGAUUUACAUCAAAUACUCAUAUCAAAUCGAGGUAUGGUAAUGGUGUAACGUUUAUAAUCGCGAUAAAAAGAGUUCAGAAAUAUAUUUUUCUACGACCUUUGCAGAGUAUUGUAAAUAGUUUGAAAAAAAUCGCAAUAUUGUUAUCGCAAGAAUUGUGAAGGAUUUCCAGAAGUGAUUUUUAUUGUUAAGAGGGAUUUUUUUUUAGGAAUGCUUGAACAUUCCGCGAGAAGAAUAUUUUAAAGAUUUUAUAAAGAAAAGAUAUUUUCUAUGUACUUUUUGCAAUUUAAUAAAGUUGUCGACAAGACUGCUCGCAAAAAAUGCCAUCGUUGUACGCAUUCUCGAGCCUCCGUAUGUUUCAAGAGGGAAUAACAGCCGCGGGUCAGGUUUUCCUUACACGGUACAGUGUUUAUUUACAGAAUAGGAGCGACGACAUACAGUAUUGUUCUUUACCAUACUAACAUAGUGCAAUUAGUAUUAAUUUCUGUUAAUAAUAACGUGUCGUUAACGUAAGCGCCCGCAACGGAGUAACACGUGCGAUCUCUCGGGCUUGAGAAAAUAUACAGACUUGGGAUUUCCAGAUCAUCGAGUCACGUAUGGGAAUUUUCAGUCGAUUUAUAUAGAUCCUAGGAACUUCUAGCAUCGACCAAGUUGUCCUCUGUACCCGUAUUGCAGAUGAAACAAAGAAUAAGAAAGAAAAAACACGGAAAAGAUCACGGUUUGAUGCUCCAAGGCGGGCGAUUGUAUAACUUUAUAUAAAUAUAUAUACGUGUAUAUACGUGGUGUGCACCUGCAACCACGCGAAUAUAUACACGUACACGUAAUAUAUUUUACGGAGCUCAGGGCGACUCGGGGAGGACAGGGUGUAGACAGUACUUACACUUACAAAAUAACAGUGUUAAUUAUAGUUAUCAUUAAAUAUUAAUUAUAUUCACUUUUUAAAAUUAUUAUUCAUUCGUCCACCUGGCCUAUGGGUUCUCGUCUAGUGUUAGACAGACUUCUCAUUGCUAUAGCGUUCAUACGGAAUACAUCCUCUUAUAAAAUAUGAUUUUAUUACAAUUAAUGUUUGUUUCUUGUCGCAUAGAACGUAGACAGCGCCUCUUCGAGUAUUAAAUAAGCCACGUGGAGAUGCAGCGUACACGUUGCUUUAUUAUCUUUUUAUUUAUUUGUCGGAUAUUCUCGCGUCGUGUAUGUUAAUUUUAUCGCGAAAGGUUAAAGGCAAAGCAUAACAUUUCUCUAAUAUUCUACGCGACUGGUUUUAGGUACUGCCGUAACGUUUCGCUAAUUCUCCAGCAAAAACAGAAAAGAAAAUUGAUUUGGAUUCCAUUUAUUGUAAUCGUUUUUACCCUAAACACAAUAUCUCUCGGUACACUCUAUACCGACAUAUUAUCCUUUCGAUCGUUCACCUACGUAUCGAUAAUUUACUCGCGAAUUUUAUCAUCCAACAUAACCUGUACAUCGAAUAGCUGUUUAAAUAUUUCUUCUUCCAAGUCGACCCUAUCAAUACACUUAGUUAUACCUUUAUUACUACGCAUAUCGUUACAAUAUCCUUCGAGACGUCUAGACGAAUUAUAAAUAAGCUUAUAAAAUAGCGUCGAGCCAUUUUACAAAUCGAUAAGAUCGAUUUAGAAGCUGUGAGAAAUGUCGCCGAUAGAUGAAGUGUUUCAUAACUGAAAAUAUAGACAGCAACGUCGUACCAAGCGAUAAUAUGGAUGUUCGGUUCUUAAACUUAAAUCUUCUCUAGACGAAACAAUAAUCAAUUUCCCACUUAAUUUCUGGUCAAUUCUUUGUCUUAAAUAUAAAUAUGCAAAUCUAACCUAAAGAUCUAAAGUAUACGCGAGAGAUAGUCGAUAACGAGAAAAAUGAUUUUUAAGGGCUCGUUUUGCUUCAAAAUUGAUUUUUCUGACAAGAAUUGAAUAUCUCUAAUAAGUAGUUGACGAAGCAACAAGCAUUAUUUGCACAAGAUGGCGUCGAAACAACUACCGCCUCGCACGACGUUGAUGUUAAACACGAUGAUUAAAUUUAAACGCUUUGCCCGUAACAUCCAACGAUCGUAUCAAAGUCCAACUGUAUAGUUGGACUUGUAUGUGAUACUGUUGUUAUUAACACCUUACCGGUGGCGAUUGGACACGUAAUAAUUAAUCAAUGCUUUACCGACCGGUAAUAUAUCGCAGAAAAAAAAACGAGAAAAAUAAACGCGGCUAGCGUUUCGAAUAAAGAUCAAUCAAAACAGGUUCGCGACGAUUUUCGUACGAAAAUGGUGUUCCUUAUGUAAUACAUGGCAGUAUCGGCAUGAUAUAUUUUAAUUUACCCCGACACAUCGGACUCUGGAAUGGCGCCCAUGUUCCCGCGACCCAGGUAGAAUCUCUUUUCGUCAAUUUAUCACGAUUUCUGUGAAUCUUGUUGCUUUUAUUAAAGAAAUCAUUGGAUCAUUCGAAUCAAAGUCUACAAUUACACGUUCCGCUUCCAUCGUAAUAUGUUUCAUAGUUGUGUGCUCAUUUAUUUCGAACGUUUCAUAAAAAAUGCAAAAUUUGUCGUCUCGGUGUGAUUAUUUGAAAUCAAAUGGUUCGACGACGUUCGAUACGUUCCUUUAAUUUUAUUGGUCGAUUCGUGUGAUAAUAAAUGCGACGGUUCGUGUACGUAAAAUUCAUAUUAUUAUUGCACAGGACAUUAAUAAUGACAUAACGUUAUAUAUAAGACAUUAUAGCUGCAUAACAUCAUAUAUACAAGGAUUUUACGACGUUUAGAAAUCCUCCGGUGCCUCACCCAUUAUUUUACUCUUGUCAUGUAAACGUCGAUAGGUUUCACGUCAAUUGAUAUCGCGUUUCUAAGAAGUAUUAAAAGAUAGUGCUAAAUUCUACGAGUUUCCAUCGUUCGAAAGUGGAGAGAAUGUGACGAAACAAUGAUUUGUGGAUGGCGCGGCUAACAAUCGAAUCUACGUUGUACGCUACUUUCGAAUAACGAUAAUGUUACGAUAUCGAUUAAUGACUAAAUUCGCAAUAUAUUAAAAAAAAAAAAAGUAACAA